AGCAACGUUCUCCAUGUGGAUGCUACAGGAGUCCAGCGUUCAGAAUUCUGUUUCCAGGCACCAAGAAAAAAAGAGAGAGGGCUACCCUCCAAACCAGCCUGAAUGAGCUUAGCUGUGCUCUAAAUCCCUGCUGGCGAUCUGGCCUUGACAUCUCAGCCUGGGGGUUCUCCCACUUAGCAUUUGCACAAGUCCAGAUGAAAUCUAAUGACAAACUGAAGUGAAUUAACUAGAAAUGGGGAGGCAAUUCAAUGUGCAUUAUGAAUUUAAGGGAGUGCUUAGGAGGUGGGGACAACACUCCACCAAGGCUUUCCGUGGGUGUCUUAUAGAACUCUUGCUGUGUGUAAACAGACUCACUCCUGCUUAGCCUUAGCAAGCAAAACAUUUCAGCACACGAUGAAGUAACAAAAAGAGAGAGAGAGAAUCGUCGAAGAGGAUGGAUGUUUCACCAGCUCAUUCUCUGCAGUCGUGGCUGGGUGGGGGAACUCUUUUCCGUUCCUGCUGAGAAGACAGAGCCAGCGUGUUGCCUGAAGGAUCCAGGAGGUACAGCUUAGAUGCAAACCUGUGUUGUUGUUUUUGGCAGGCAGAAAAUAUUGCAGCUAGGGAUUGGGAGCCACCUUAAAAGUGGUAGCUAGAGCUGUCAGGCUGAGUGGGGAAGCACUCAGACCAAGAGAGACAGCAGUUGCCAGCAAAGACAAGCUCUAUCCACAACAGCACAGCAAGCAGCCUGGAAGAAGAAAACAGACAUUGCUCCCAAGCACUCCUUGCCCCCUAUGCUUGCCUGCAUUUCUUGACACCCAAGAAGCCAGCCAGCCAGCUAAGCCUCCUGGAUUAUAAGGGCCAAAGCUACAGAUGACAGACUUGGGCAUUCAAAGCCAUCUGCUCUGUUUAUUUGGUUGUCCUCCUAAGUAAAAGGGAAGAAAAGGAAGGGAGGAAAGGAAAGCAAGCUUCUGGUAACUUGAACGUCUCACCGUGGUAUCAAAGUCAAGCUGGACCUUUCUGAUUCUGCUAUUAGCACACAGAUCCUGCGACUGGAUUUGAAGACACUGGCGUUUCUCCAGGAAGCAUUUUCUGAUGGCACUCCUAGCUACAGCGGAGAUAAAGAUGGCUCUGCGGAGACCAGGCACAUUGGCGUUCAUCCUGAUCAGGAUCUGAGUUCUGCUGUAGAAAAACAACAGUGACUCAGUAGACAUCUGCAGAGCAAAACUUGAGCGAUGGUCCAGAAUAAUUUCUUGUUCUAGAGGUGCAGCUCCUCCUGAAGACCUCUGCUAAGGGUGGAGACAGCCUCCCCAAAGCUCGCCUGAAAGAUGAACGAUGGCACCUGGAUCACCCUUAGUCCGGCAGAGUUUGCUCAGCUCCAGCAGUAUUCUGAGUAUUCCACAAAGAAACUGAAAGAUGUUUUGGAAGAGUUCCAUGGAGAUGGUGUCCUAGCAAAAUAUAAUCCAGAACAGAAACAAGACACUCUGAACCAACCAAUUGACUAUGAGGGGUUCCAGCUGUUCAUGAGAACAUAUCUGGAGGUGGAUAUUCCAGAGGAGCUCUGCCAGCACCUCUUCAUGUCCUUCAAACGAAAAAUCUGCCAAUAUUCCCCAGAGAGCCAGCGACAAAGUUCCAGCAUUACACAGCUCAGCAAUCUUGAGUCUAAGUCCAUUGAUACAGGCAUCUCUAUCCAGACUGAAGUUGCUUGCGCCCCUGUUACAGGGAUCAAUGGGAAAACUCUCCUAACUGCCACAGGAAGGCACACACCUGAACCCAAAAGCUCCCCGGGAAACCUGGCAGAGCCACAAACAGCAUCUCUAAGUCCUGCUCCAACUGCCAAUGCCAACGCCCUUGGGAAUGCCUCACCUAGCUGGUCCAGGUCAUCUUCACAGAAAUCCACUGCUGGUACCCCCUCGGCUCAAAACUCCUCAGGGUCCUCCAAGCUCUCCUCAGGUUCUCUGCUUAGCCCACAGUCCCCAGGCUCCAGAAGCUUGGAGAAGAAAUUACCAUUCAGCCUUCGAAAGAGCCACAUCUCCCUGAAAACAGCCAGUCCGCAUUUGUCAGCCCCACUGGCUCAGGUAGUCUACCUGAAGGACAUUGUCUGCUACCUGUCACUGCUGGAAAGGGGACGGGCUGAGGAUAAGCUGGAGUUUAUGUUUCGCCUCUAUGACACAGAUGGCAAUGGUCUCCUGGACAGCUCGGAGCUAGAUCGUAUUAUCAAUCAGAUGGUUCAUGUAGCAGAAUACCUUGAGUGGGACUCCACAGAACUGAGGCCGAUCUUGAAAGAGAUGAUGGAAGAAAUAGACUAUGAUCAUGAUGGAACUGUGACACUGGAAGAGUGGAUUCGGGGUGGCAUGACCACUAUUCCUUUGCUGGUUCUGCUGGGCAUGGAAACUAAUGUAAAGGAUGAUGGACAGCAUGCGUGGAGGCUGAAGCACUUCAAGAAGCCUGCCUACUGCAACUUUUGUCGCACUAUGCUGCUGGGCGUCAGGAAGCAAGGCCUGUGCUGCUCCUUUUGUAAAUACACAGUCCAUGAAAGAUGCGUGUCCAAAGAGAUUGCCCCCUGCAUCAGCACUUACGUGAAAUCAAAGAGAAAUACAACUGUCAUGCAGCACACAUGGAUUGAGGGGAACUCCCCAGCCAAAUGUGACCGUUGUCAUAAAAGCAUCAAGAGCUACCAGGGCAUUACCGGACUACAUUGUGUAUGGUGCCAAAUCACACUUCACAACAAAUGUGCCUCUCAUGUGAAGCCUGAGUGUGAUGGUGGGCAGCUCAAAGACCACAUCUUAUUGCCUUCGCACAUCUGCCCAGUUGUUCUGGAUAGACAAUCCCACCCAAGAAGAUCAGACAGUGAAUCGCCAUCCAGCACAUCCCCAGAUGAUACAACCCUGGCCUUCAGAUACAACACCACCACGGUGGAUGGGCAUGGACUACAGAUCACCCCUAAGCCUGGAACGCAUCCACUGUUGGUGUUUGUGAACCCCAAGAGUGGAGGAAGACAAGGAGAAAGGGUUCAUCGGAAAUUCCAUUAUCUACUCAACCCCAGACAAGUUUACAACCUGGAUCGAGGAGGACCCACUCCUGGUUUAAACUUUUUCCGUGAUGCUCCAGACUUCCGUAUUCUGGCUUGUGGAGGAGAUGGGACCGUUGGAUGGAUCCUGGACUGCAUAGAUAAGAUAAACAUAGCAAAACACCCUCCUGUGGCUAUCCUGCCCCUGGGAACAGGCAAUGACCUUGCCCGCUGCCUACGAUGGGGCGGAGGUUAUGAAGGUGGCAACUUAAUGAAGGUCCUGAAGGACAUUGAACACAGUGCAGAGGUAAUGCUGGACCGAUGGCAAAUUGAUGUCAUCCCUAUUGACAAAGAGGAGAAUGGGGACCCUGUCCCUUACAGUAUCAUCAACAACUACUUCUCUAUAGGAGUGGAUGCAUCCAUUGCACACAGAUUCCACAUGAUGAGGGAAAAACAUCCGGAAAAGUUUAAUAGCAGAAUGAAGAAUAAACUUUGGUAUUUUGAAUUUGGCACAACGGAAACCUUUGCCGCCACCUGCAAGAAGCUCCACGACUAUGUAGAGAUUGAGUGUGAUGGGACAGUUUUGGAUCUGAGUAGCACUUCACUGGAAGGUAUCGCAGUCCUCAACAUUCCCAGCAUGUAUGGCGGCUCCAAUCUCUGGGGGGAGACCAAGAAACAACGCAGCUAUAACCGGAUGAGCAAGAAGGUACCUGAAAAGUUACAAUCCUCAGUGGUUACUGAUGCCAAGGAGCUCAAGUUCUGUGUUCAAGAUCUCAGCGAUCAACUCCUGGAAGUUGUGGGCCUUGAAGGGGCGAUGGAGAUGGGGCAGAUCUAUACUGGACUGAAAAGUGCUGGCAAGAGGCUAGCUCAGUGUUCCUCCGUUACCAUCAGGACAACCAAGCUUUUGCCCAUGCAAGUGGAUGGAGAGCCCUGGAUGCAGCCACCUUGCACAAUUAAAAUCACCCACAAAAGCCAAGUGCCGAUGUUACUGGGACCUCCCCAAAAGAGCAGCUUCUUCUUCCUGAGGAGGAGGAACCGAACUCGAGACUAAUCUGCAACCAAGCAAAAGAACAAUCUUCUGAAGCAGCAGUUCUCCAUUCCAGUGGCAGUCGACCGCACAGCGGGAAAGCCUAUGGAAAGAAACCUUCAUCUCUUCAGAUCUCCUGGCUUCUGAAUCUGCUUCGGAAACAUCAGUCUGGAGGCAGCAUUAUGAACUCUUAGUGGAAAAUAACAGGGUUGGCAUUCGGCAGCCGAACUGAAAUAGCGGUGUGGGUUUGUAUAUACAUGCACACAUAGCCACAUUCUCUAAAUAUCACUGGCAGGGAUAACACUAACAUUGAUGGUUCAGGGGGAUUUUUCUCCUCUGCAGCGCCACAGUCUAAGGAGGAGAAACUCUCAAAACUGCUCUGGUUGGACUGUGGCGAGAGUUGAGACUGUUCUGAGGAGAGCUGUUCUAGGCGGCCAUGAAUUGCACAGCCCUGUCUGAAAGCAAACAAACAGACAUGGAAAAUGGCAUGUCUGACGUAGCCCUGCAGAUGGGAUGUGGGAUCUUUUCCAUUUAUUCGGACUCUUUAGAACCCCAGAAGCUGCUGUUAAAACACCAAACUUGGCAAAGAAACCGAGCUUCACUUAUUUAUUUAUUUUAAAGUAUGUCAGAAGACUUUUGGCAUCUCGCUGUGCUGCCCUCUUGGGUCACCAAAUCCUACACAUGAUAAGAAAUGUUCUUUAUUUAUUUUUUCCUUAGCUUGGGGGGGGACGACACUGGGGAAGGUAAGAAGGGAAAGGAGGAGGGCACAUUAUUAUCCACCACCCCCAAACUCUUACAACAGCAGUGUCUUUUGCUAGCUUGGUUCUAAUUUUAUUUUAUUUUUUUAAGCAGAAGCUGGUUAGGCGUUCCAUUUCAGAGGCUUAUGAAUGCAGAAAGCAGAGAUUGCCAAGUGAGGAAACCAGAAAGAGUGAAGUUGACAAUAAAAAAGGCAGGAGCCUUUUUUGGCAGUAAAAAGCAAACUCAGGGUACUUUAAAUGUAUGAAUAACAAGUCAGUUUGGUCUAUGAUGACGAUGACAACCUCACCAACUUGGGGAUCCUUUCAGCUUAGAUGUAGGCCACGCUUCUCUCUGUUAAUAUUUUUGCAUUCUCCUUUCAGUUCUGGACGCUUUUCUUUUCUUCAGUCUGACCACAUCUGACACAUGUGAACAUGUUUUUAAGUUUUCUCUGGCAGCACUGAUUGAGAGCUCUGCCAGAACUCACUCUCAUCAUGGGACUGACUUUAGUCCAGUGGCAAAAAUUGCAAAUCAAGUGCUGGAUGUGUUACAACGGCCUAAGCAUGCGGCAAGGAUUGAACCCCAAUACCAAGAGCUAACUCCAUGGCUGGCAUUUGAAUGUCAUUAAAGGCCAGCUUGGUCCCAUGAUGAAAUGUAAGCAUACACAGAGGUCAUCCUAAAGAGCUAAUAUUUCCCCCCCACACACCAUGUAUUUGUUCCUGUAACAGAGCAGCACAGAAGAGAACUCUGAAAAACUCACAAAGAGGAGAGAUUAAAAUGGCUCUAUGUUUGAAUAUGAAUUGAAUACCCAGGUUAGCUGCUAUUCUUCCAUGCUCUAACUCUUUUAACUGCAUAGACUGUGAGUCAGAUUUUGAGUUGUCCAAAAGCAAAACUUGGCAGUCAAGCCACAUUGGGUUUGGAUCCACCAGUAGCCCACAUGCCACCUUGGUGCAAUUCCUAUUUUUUCUUCAAGAGAGGAAUCCACAAACAGCUUGAAUAGCCUGUAACAUAACUCCUCUUCAAAGCAGACCAGUCAUUGGCAAAUGGGCCUAUGAAAGAUUGUUUUUAUUACAUCAUCAAAGGAAAAGAGUCUGAGCCAGACGAUGUUCUUAAUGUAACCUUCUUCUGUGUGAGAUAGCCUUGCAGGAUUUUGUUUGGGUGGCUCUUUGCCCUGGUUUGAAGCCGCUCAGGGUCAGCAAGCAUGCCUCAUUCACAUUUAACCGCAGAAGAAUAAGGAAGUGUUAACUGACUCUCCUUGUUGGCUGACAGAACCACGUGGAAGGCUCGCCUCUACAUAUCUGAAAGAAAGGAAUGCAAUCUUUGAUUUAUUCUUUGAAAGUGGAAAAAGCUGGUGGCACAAUUCCAACUAUUAUGCCUAUUUAUUUUACUUCUUAAAUAAUGAGGAAGGGUGUUCUCAGCUAAUGUAAUUCUUUCUAGAUGAAGUCACUUGGCUUCACCUAGAACAAACCCUGCCUAACACUCUCAAUAAGCUAGGAAAUCUGGUGGAGACCUUGACAACAUGACUGUAUUUUCAUAGAUAACUGUGUUGCCGUCACGAACCCCACAGUGUUACAUUUGGGACCCAUUCAGAUGAUAGCAUUUAUCUGAGCAAGAAGCAAAAGGCAGAACAAACUGUGGUGGCUGUGCAGAUUUGUUCUUACAGCUGGAAAUUGAGGAAUCUCCCCAAAGAGGGAUAUUUUGGCUUUGUGGUCUCAGGAAUGAUUAAGCCCUAUUUACUGCGUUACCUCUUUAGGGCUGCAUGACAGCUGCUUCCACAGAGGGACCAUUUACACUCAACAAGUCUCCAUGCGCUGCUUAUUUCUGUGAGGCAGAAGAUACCCCAUUGGCUGCCAGCUACAUUAUCCUACCUGCUUCCCUUUCUCCCUUCCCAAAGCUCCAUUUCCUUCAUGCUCAACUCACCUGUCUCUGAACGUUUUUGCAUCACAAUAUCAUUGUCUCUUUUCUUUUCUGCAUUCUGCUUUUCAGGGUUUUUGGUUCAAUGCUGCAAAUAUAGCUUGUUCUCUCUUUUCUCAAAUAUAAUUAUCUUCUGCCAUUGAAUUGAUAUUUGGCCUGGUUUGAUUUGGGUUUAAUUGACUGUACAGCAAAGAACAAAGGAAAAUAAUUUACCCAGAAGCCAGCAACUAGAAGCUCAGGAUUCUUGAGUUGCCAAGGAGAAAAACAACACAGCACAAAUUCUGUCCCCCUUGGGGAUUUCCAUGCAGUUGCAACCAGAUCUUAGCCCACUUUAUCAAUCUGGUGCAAAAGUAAAGGAGAGGCAAGUGUUAAGCACUAGGCAUUUCUGUCUCCCCCAAUCUGGUACCUUCCAGAUACUCUGGACUGUAACUGGCCAUUGUCCUGACCGUCAUCCCUGACCAUUGUCCAUGCUAAGCUAUAGUCCAAAAUACAUGGAGAGCACCAACUUGGGGAAGGCUGAAGUAGAUUCUUAACAAUAAAGGUCGUAAGAUACUAACCGAGAAAACUAAAGGCAAUGGGCCAGGAUUCAGUACAUUGAAAAUAUUAGUUUCUCCCUCUCUGAAAUGUGAGGACAUGCCUAUGCCACAAAUUUAAGCUGGGUUGCUGAUGAGUCCCUUCCUCAGGGAACUAUCAUUCUAUGAAGAGGACCAGUAGCAGAAUUCUCAGGCCCCUAACAAAAACUAUAAUUCUUAUCAUUUGUUGGGGGAAGUCAUAACAAUUAAACUGGCAUAAAGCACAACUAUGAAACUGUUGUUUGUAGACAUGCUGUGGGUGAUUUGAUUCAGGACUAGCAGGCUGGCUUACUGAGGAACUCAGUAUCUUGUUUCUUAUAGGACUGUUCAACUGAUAAAAUUGCACUGGUUUAAUUAUAACUAAAUCCACCUUCUGACAAGGAUUACUGGUAUCUGGAUUUGAAAUAAUUCUGGAAAACCGUCAGUGGCUCAAUUGUUAAAAUGGAGCAGGAAAACAAUCACAGAAGGAAGGAGUCUAUAUAAACAGUAAAUAAAUGUUCAAAAAAAAUCUUUAACCAGACAGGCAGUGUAGAAGUAGCUGAGAUUUGUGAAGAAUAGAAAUCAAGAGCUCAGAAUGAGUUAUGGGCAACCAAAGGCACAUUAAAAACGAACAAAUUCUCAUAAAGAAAGCAGCUGGGCUAAAUUCAUAUCUUAAAAUCAGAUAUUAACAAAGGUUGGUGGAGAUUAGGUAAGAAUAGGAAAUAGAUUCUCUUCCAGACUAGCAAAAUGAGAUUCUGAGGCUCCUGGAGAAAAUGACAAUUGAAUGGUUCAGGGGACAAGAAUACCUAAUUGUAUUUGCCAGAUUCCAUGCCUAAGUACUCACUAACACUUAUCAGUUGGUCAGCUUUAAACAACUGACUUAUUGCCACAAUUUUUAGGGGCCAAAUAGUGCUUUGCUGUCUGGUGUGACUGAGGCUUUGCUACGUUUCUGAAAUGUCAAAGCAUCACAGAGAUGCUUGGUGAUUAAGAAGGAAGUAGGAAGGUGCUGUACUUUCAGGGGGGGAAUAGCAAAGUUAGCUCCAAUGGCAUGGGAAGACAGCAACCUUGCUGAAGCUAAUACAUCUAAUUUUAGAUGCCUUUUGAAAAUAUAACAAUGAGCUGGGUUGCAUGUAAUGUAACCCUAAGUCAAACCAUGGCUUAGCUUGAACACAGAAGCAUGAGGGCUCCUGGUGAGGAGAUCACAGCAGCUCCACUCAUGAUCCUCCUGCUGCUGAGCUAAGCCAUAGUUUGGCUGAGAGUGUCCUUUGAACCCCAGGCUCAUGGCUUGUCUCCUCCAGACAAACCACAAACUGUAAACACAAGAACAACAUUCAGUUGCCCCUCAUGUUUAGUCUGGAGUGACACCAACUACAAACCUGGGAUUGGAUGAAACUAAGCCAAACCAUAGCUAAGCUCAUGGCAGUACAGGAGGAGGAGUUACAAAGGCGCCACCAUCUCCUCUCCGGGAACUUGCACAUUCACACUAAGCCACUGUUGACAGUUCACUUAAUAUUAAUCAGGGCAGCCAAAAGCAAAGUAGCAUUUUUAGUGUUUCCCAUUCAGUAACAAAAAUAAUAAUAACAUAAUCUAAAAACCACAGUAUACCAGCCAGGCUAGACAUCACCUCUUAUUUUAUACCCUAAUACAAAUAAAUUUAAAAAGGAUAUCCUGGAUAUCACAGGAAACAUUCUGGAGAACAGCCAACAAGAGGCAUGAAAUGACAUGCUGCCUGAUGUUUACUUGGAAGUUAAGUCCUACUGGAAUCAAUGAGACUUACUCCCUCCUAAACAUACACAGGAUGCAGAUGACAACCCAAUCCUAAAUCUGGUGCACUUAAUGUGAAAAUGAACAUUUAUGAUCAGGCUGCUCUGGGUCAGUAGGCAAGCCAAGAAAAAGAUUUAGAUGGCUAAAAAAUAAUAAUAUUGUCCAAUUCCUAUAGGGUUAGAGAAAGGUUGCUGAGAUGGCUUAUAAAAAAAAGGGUUAAGAAACAAUGCAUUGUUUGCCCUCCAAAAAUCCACCCUCCCAUACAGGGAGAGAAAAAUAGCCAGAGGGCAGACAUUGAAUGAAGGAGAGAUACUUAAACAGCAGAAGUGGUUGUAGAGCAUCACAGCAGCUUUAAAACCCAGAUGAUCUGGCCACACUCAAGAAUCCCAUAAUUUAAAAUAAUCCUUGCCUUCCACCCAGUGCCAAGUAUAACUUGGCAAAUUGAAGGCUUUAACAUGCUCUUUUAUUAGUACACAGCUCUAGAGGCAUCUCAACAGUAAGCAGUAAGCUACAGACAUUUGCACAAAUGAACAAAACAUGAACUGGCAAAACCUUGCAGCAGUAUGUUUAAGUAGGGUAGCAGCUAGGCUUUGGUAAUCAGAACAAUCUGGGAUAGUGCUGUUUUCUGUCAUCCCCCCCCCCCAA
Molecule: messenger RNA, 9622 nt
Organism: Podarcis raffonei (Aeolian wall lizard)
Lineage: Eukaryota; Metazoa; Chordata; Lepidosauria; Squamata; Lacertidae
Gene: DGKG
Product: diacylglycerol kinase gamma
Exons: 28
Coding region: 1305-4037 (910 amino acids)
Biological process (GO): lipid phosphorylation; diacylglycerol metabolic process; intracellular signal transduction
Cellular component (GO): plasma membrane
Molecular function (GO): calcium ion binding; ATP-dependent diacylglycerol kinase activity
Source: RefSeq, a predicted model, not a curated record